AGGAGGGGGGGUUACCGGUUGCCACUAUCCCCGUUUCCACGGUUUUGGCGCAAUUUCCCAUGUGUGUGUGUGUGCGGCUGGCGGAAGGACACACCCCGCCCAGGCUGCUCGGAGGGAACAUACAAACCCAGCGACCCUCCGCGCGGCCACACCCACUCUGUCUGCCCACGGCGGAGCACGCGCGCCGCGAUAUAAACACCAUGCUGCCCGGCUGCAACUUUAACUUCACACGCAGAAAACACCGCUCGGGCUGAUCCGCUGCUCGCGACCCCUCCGUGGACUUUAACUCGGAUAUUAUUAUUAUUAUUAUUAGUUUGUUUUUCUUCUUCUUUCGGCCAUCUUUAUUCCUCCGCUCUCGUUUUGAAGAUUCUGCAAGCCAACAUGUUGCAAAGCUUCUCCCAGUCGCAGGACUGGCUCUACACGGAGCCGCUGCUGUUCGACGACGAGUUCUGCCAGAGCCUGAUGAAGGACCUCCAGUCGCUGCCGACGCCCCCCCAGUCCCCGCCGAUGAAGACCGGGCUGGCCGGUGGCAAGCCCCUCUCCAAGGAGGACCAGCUGAGCUACGUCUCCGACAUCCUGCUGGAGGACCACGACAUGCAGCUCAACUGGAACUGCGACUUCUUCCACUCGGCCGCCGCAGCCGCCAGCGCCGGCGGCGAGAAGGAGGGCGAGCCCGGCCUGCGCUGCUCGCCGCUGGAGAGCGACGAGGACUGCCUGUGGCAGUGCCUGGCGGGGGACAAGAACCUGGAGGAGAAGCUGGUGUCCACCAUGCUGGGCUCCAGCCCGCUGCUCUCCGACAUCAACACCAGCAUCUUCGAGGAGAUCGCCGGCUCCACGCUCGACUGCCAGAACCUGAUGGAAGCCCAGGAGGCCAGCGAGGCCACGUCGGACUACGGGUCCACCGGCGGCGAGCUGUCCACCUACUCAUCCAGCGACUCCGAGGAGGAGAUCGACGUGGUCACCGUGGUGCGCUGUUCCUCCAGCCCCUCCCCCCGGCCCUCCCUGUCCGACCUGUCCGCCCGCCAGCUGAAGCGGGAGGAGGAGCAGCGCGCUAACCAGCGCCACUACUUCGAGAUCCACCUGCAGCACAACUACGCGGCGCCGUGUCCCGCCUCGCCGCCGCCCUCCUCGUCCAGCAAGCGCUCGCGAGGGAGCGAAAACUCGUCGCGCUUCCACCACUCCUCUCGCAGCUCGUCUUCGUCGUCCUCGUCGCGGUACCACCGCAGCAGCAGCAGCAGCAGUAGUAGCGGCGGCGGCGGCGUCAACCAUCACCACGGCUCGUCCCGCGUCUCCGCGGAGACGGAAGACGAGGAGGAGCGGCGGCGGACGCACAACGUCAUGGAGCGGCAGCGGCGCAACGAGCUGAAGAACUGCUUCGUGCACCUGCGCGACAACGUGCCGGAGCUGUCGCACAACGACAAGGCGUCCAAGGUGGUGAUCCUGAAGAAGGCGCGGGACUGCAUCUACGACCUGGAGGACGAGGGCCACCGGCUGCAGGCCAAGCGGGACCGGCUGCACGCCAGGCAGGAAGAGCUCAACGCCAGACUGGACCAGCUGCGCAGCUAGUGGCGGACUGGGGGAGGAGACUUUGUACAAAGGACAAGAACGCACAACGUUUUCUGACAUUUCAAGUACUUUCUGGCAACAGAUCUGGACUGUGUAGACGCUGCCAUGGAAGUAAACAACAACAACAACACACUCGUUGCCUCAGAGUUCGUCAUUCUCAUGCCUUGACUGCUGACUGUUGUAGAGAGUAGGAUGUUUGUUUUUAACACGUUGAAACGAGGAUGGAGCUAGUAGAUUAUUAUAUAUAUUUUUUUGUUUUUUUAUAUAUAUUUUUGUUUUUGGCUGAACGCACACUGAAAGACUCUUUUUUUUUUUUUAAAUUUCAUUUUUUGUUUUUUUUGUUUUUUUGGGGAUGCCAAAUGGCAGCGGCCAAAUAACUGGAAAGCCACGUCAGCUUCAGUAGUUUGAAAUGAAAACUUGAAUGUUGUUUUUUUCAGGACGUCUCUAUAGCCAUACUAACCAGUGAUCCCUCCGCUCUGAUGGUGGCUUCAAAGGUUAUUUGGUCAAACUGCACUUUUAUGCUUUUUAAAAAUGUUUGUAUUAUUCCAGUUUUAAAUUCCAGAUGCUAUUUCAAUGUCCUUCGAUCAGGAAGGUUCUUCAGUGUGUUUUCAGCCCCGUUUGGCCUCAGGCGGACCCCCGUGGGCCCGACACCACUCUGUUAUCAGGUUCAUGCGAGUCCAGUACUGUACGGACCCGGUUUUUGAUUUCUGGACACAACUCCCGGCCUCGACCCCCCCCCCCCCCCCCCCCCCCGGUCCACCUCCAGCUCCGUCACUUCAGUUUGUGUGUGUGUGUGUGUGUGUGUUCUGAUAAUUGUCUGGAACUGUUGGAUCUCAAACGGUAGCCAUAUUAAAGGAGAAUUCAGGUUUUUUUGCGCAGACUGGAGUCUGGACAAGUGGACCGAGAACUGUGAGCCGGAGCCGUCGUAGCAAAAUCAGCCAAAAGUCGUGACGGGGAAAACAAAAAAAAACUUUGUAACGUUUUCAUUCUUGCCAGAAAAAGAGGGACAGACUGUUUGUCCUGACCUUUUAUUUUGAAAGGUCGUCGUUGGAGGCAGCAGCAGCAAUACUGCAAUAUUUAGUAUAAAAAAAAAUGUUUUCAAGCGCAAAUUAAGUAAAAACGUAACUUUUAAAAAAAAUAAUUUUUUUUUACCUUUUUGACCUUCGCCGUGAUUCGUGAGUCGCCGCCUACUUUUUGAUCAAAGAGUUGUCGUGGAAUUGUUUUAUAUUAAAAAAAAGAAACAGAUUUACGCCACCGCCUUCUCAUUGUGAUUCGAUUAAAGAUUGAUUAUGCUUCCUGA
Cyclopterus lumpus (lumpfish) is the source of this 2866-nucleotide messenger RNA. It is a transcript of the gene mych, whose product is annotated as myelocytomatosis oncogene homolog. Bases 382 to 1566 code for a protein of 394 amino acids. Gene Ontology annotation, biological process: regulation of transcription by RNA polymerase II; positive regulation of cell population proliferation. The record is from RefSeq and is a predicted model, not a curated record. Gene Ontology annotation, molecular function: DNA-binding transcription factor activity, RNA polymerase II-specific; RNA polymerase II cis-regulatory region sequence-specific DNA binding; protein dimerization activity. NCBI's taxonomy places the organism in Eukaryota, Metazoa, Chordata, Actinopteri, Perciformes, Cyclopteridae. The transcript is spliced from 3 exons.